CACUCGGCCCAGCGGCCUCACUGGGAGUCUCCACAGGGUGCUGAUCGGCCACUGCUGCCACUUCGGACUCUGGGGGGUGAACGUGGGAAUCCUGGCUCUUGACCCCGAGAAGAGACUGCGGCACAGGGAAAUGGCGGCUCGGCCAAAGUCCCCCCACUGCAGAAGGCUGGUCCUGCUGUGCGUCCUUUGGGCGGCCCGGUGGGGGGCCGCGGCUGGACAGAUGCGCUAUUCUGUGCCAGAGGAGAGCGACCAAGGUGCUUUCGUGGGCAACAUCGCCAAAGACUUGGGGUUGGAGCCCGUGGCCCUGGCGGAGCGCGGCGUCCGCAUCGUCUCCAGAGGUAGGGCGCAGCUUUUCGCUCUGAGCCCGCGGAGCGGCAGCCUCGUCACUGCGGGCAGGAUCGACCGCGAGGAGCUCUGCGCCCAGAGCGCGCCCUGUCUCCUGAACUUUAACAUCCUUCUAGAGGAUACACUAAAUAUUUAUUCGGUGGAGGUCGAAAUAACAGACAUCAAUGACAACACUCCUCACUUUGGAGUAGAAGAAUUGGAAAUAAAAAUCAGUGAAACCACCACACCAGGAUUCCGAAUUCCUCUUAAGAGCGCUCAUGAUGAAGACAUUGGCGGGAACAGCCUGCAAAAAUACGAGCUCAGCCCAAAUGACCACUUCUCCCUGGAAAUGCGAAGCGCAGCAGACGCGAACAAGCACCCGGAGCUGGUGCUGCAGCGUGCCCUGGACCGCGAACAAGAGGCAGUCCACCAUCUCCUCCUCGUCGCUUCCGACGGGGGUGACCCCAUCCGAUCGGGCACCUUACGGAUCCGAGUGACAGUCCUGGAUGCGAACGACAACGCGCCGGUGUUUACUCAGCCUGAGUACCAUGUCAGUGUCCCAGAGAACGUGCCUGUUGGCACCCGAAUACUCACGGUCACUGCCACCGACGCAGAUGAGGGGCACAACGCUGAAGUGGCAUACUUUCGAGAAAAAAAGCCUAAAGAAACAUCAGAGGUAUUUGAGCUUAAGUCGACAUCCGGAGAUAUUGUGAUCACCAAAAAUCUAGAUUAUGAAGAUGUCAAAUACCAUGAAAUAGAUAUAGAAGCUCAAGAUGGUCCAGGCCUUCUGACCAGAACCAAGGUCAUGGUCACUGUUCUGGACGUGAAUGACAAUGCCCCAGAAUUUUACAUGACUUCUGUUACCAGCUCAGUUCCUGAAGAUGCUCCCCCAGGAACCAUGAUUGCCCUUUUCAACGUGCACGACAAGGACUCUGGGCAGAACGCAUUUCUCCAAUGUUCACUCCCACAGGACCUUCCUUUCAAAUUAGAGAGGUCGGUGGACAACUACUAUCGACUAGUUACAACCAAGCCCCUGGACAGGGAACAGAUUUCCCUCUACAACAUCAGUGUGACCGCUAACGAUGAAGGGAACCCGCCUCUGUCCUCCAAUGCUCAAGUUUUACUGCAGGUGACAGACAUCAAUGACAACCCGCCUGCCUUCCUACAGACUUCCUAUUCUGCCUACAUUCCCGAAAACAAUCUUAGAGGCGCCUCCAUCUUUUCUGUGAUGGCCCAUGACCCUGACAGCGGUGACAACGCACAUGUAACCUACUCUUUGGUGGAGCAAACCAUCCAGGAGGCGCCCCUGUCCUCCUAUGUCUCCAUCAAUGCAGACACAGGAGUCUUAUAUGCCUUGAGCUCCUUUGACUAUGAGCAGUUUCGAGCCCUGCACCUGUGGGUGGCUGCCAGUGACAGCGGGGACCCAUCCCUCAGCAGCAACGUGUCGCUAAGCCUGUUAGUGCUGGACCAGAAUGACAAUGCUCCUGAGAUCCUGUACCCCACGCUCCCCACCGAUGGCUCUACUGGUGUGGAACUAGCGCCUCGCUCUGCAGAGCCGGGCUACCUGGUCACCAAGGUGGUGGCGGUGGACAGAGACUCUGGACAGAACGCCUGGCUGUCCUACCGCCUGCUCAAGGCCAGCGAGCCAGGGCUCUUCGCGGUGGGCGUGCACACGGGCGAGGUGCGCACAGCGCGGGCCCUGCAGGACAGGGAUGCGCUCAAGCAGAGCCUGGUGGUGGCUGUCCAAGACCACGGUCAGCCUCCUCUCUCUACCACCGUCACACUCACCGUGGCCGUGGCUGACAGCAUCCCCGAAGUCCUAGCCGACCUGGACAGCAUCAAGGCCCCUGCAGACCCUGAUGACUCAGGCCUCACGCUGUACCUGGUGGUGGCUGUAGCGGUGGUCUCCUGCGUCUUCCUGGCCUUUGUCAUUGUGCUGAUGGCACUCCGCGUGUGUCACUGGCACAAGUCUCAUUUGAUGCCGGCAGCCAUUGGUGGUAUGGGGGCAAUGCCUGCUGCACCUUUUGAGGCUGUGGAUGGGGUGCGGGCUUUUCUACAGAUGUAUUCCCAUGAGGUCUCCCUCACCACGGACUCUCGGAAUAGUCACCUGAUCUUCCCUCAGCCCAACUAUGCGGACACGCUGGUCAGCCAGCAGACCUGUGAGAAAAGCGAUUUUCUCUCCGCAUCUCAAUCUCUACUUGAAGGUAACGGAGAAGAAACACUUCCACAGGUAAACUAG
Messenger RNA from Echinops telfairi (small Madagascar hedgehog), 2563 nucleotides. RefSeq names its product protocadherin gamma-A2-like. NCBI's taxonomy places the organism in Eukaryota, Metazoa, Chordata, Mammalia, Afrosoricida, Tenrecidae. The transcript has a single exon. Gene Ontology annotation, molecular function: calcium ion binding. The coding region runs from base 131 to 2563 and encodes 810 amino acids. The record is from RefSeq and is a predicted model, not a curated record. Gene Ontology annotation, cellular component: plasma membrane. Gene Ontology annotation, biological process: homophilic cell-cell adhesion.